AUGUCAAACAUUGCAACAACCAUUGAUUCCGUGUUCACCGAAGUAGACGAAGUCGCAGGAACUCCUUCACCUCGGCUUUCCAUUUGUUAUGAUUGUUCCUGCUUUCAAAGAACAACAUCUAAAAUGUUAGAAGGGAUAAGGGCUCAUCAGCUCUUAUGGGCGAGUAAACCUCAUCGUCCUUCCAAGAAGGCAAAGGUUGGAAACAAUCGGGAACCUCAAUACAACCAUGACUCGGUUGUUCAAACUCAAGCAAGAUAA
Dovyalis caffra is the source of this 258-nucleotide messenger RNA. NCBI's taxonomy places the organism in Eukaryota, Viridiplantae, Streptophyta, Magnoliopsida, Malpighiales, Salicaceae. The record is from the annotation of a GenBank genome assembly.